Drosophila navojoa is the source of this 646-nucleotide messenger RNA. RefSeq names its product V-type proton ATPase subunit Vha13 (gene Vha13). Gene Ontology annotation, molecular function: proton-transporting ATPase activity, rotational mechanism; ATP hydrolysis activity. The record is from RefSeq and is a predicted model, not a curated record. Gene Ontology annotation, cellular component: vacuolar proton-transporting V-type ATPase, V1 domain; vacuolar proton-transporting V-type ATPase complex. Lineage: Eukaryota; Metazoa; Arthropoda; Insecta; Diptera; Drosophilidae. Gene Ontology annotation, biological process: synaptic vesicle lumen acidification.
AAGUCUGUCGUAGUCGUCACUUGCUUUUUUCAACUUGCAUUGAUACCACGGCCCGAGCGAGCAGAAAACAUUAACUUUUAAAAUACCUUAAAAUGGCCAGCCAAACGCAGGGAAUACAGCAAUUGCUUGCUGCCGAAAAGAAGGCAGCCGAGAAGGUUGCCGAGGCCAGAAAACGCAAGGCAAGGAGAUUGAAGCAAGCCAAGGAUGAGGCCACCGAGGAGAUCGAGAAAUUCCGCCAGGAGCGCGAACGCGCCUUUAAAGAAUUCGAGGCCAAGCAUAUGGGCAGCCGCGAAGGAGUUGCAGCGAAAAUCGAUGCUGAUACUCGUGUGAAGCUGGCCGAUAUGGAGGCUGCCAUCAGGACACGCAAAGAACCCGUCAUUCAGGAGAUCUUGCAGUUCGUCUAUAACAUCUCUCCCGAAGUGCACAAAAACUACAACAGGAAGUAAAUUUUUGGGCGCGACAACGACGUCAACGGCGUUGGCCGUAUCCAAAAUAUUGCUCGUUCUAUUGUAAAUUCGAUGUCCAAGUUCAACUCUUUAAUGCAUAAUUUAGCCCCUUAAUAAUAGUGCAUACUAUAUUAAACACUGCUGUAUUAUUAUUCCAUAUAUUAAAAAAUUUGUUGUUUCACCAAGAUAGAACCUCGGUG